Molecule: messenger RNA, 6105 nt
Organism: Cololabis saira (Pacific saury)
Lineage: Eukaryota; Metazoa; Chordata; Actinopteri; Beloniformes; Belonidae
Gene: col2a1a
Product: collagen, type II, alpha 1a
Exons: 54
Coding region: 222-4682 (1486 amino acids)
Cellular component (GO): collagen type II trimer
Molecular function (GO): protein binding; extracellular matrix structural constituent
Source: RefSeq, a predicted model, not a curated record
CAAGGCACAGUGGACAUAAAACCGCGGUGCUUGCCCUGACGCGCUGGGUGCAGAGUGCCAGCUGGGGCCCCGCGUUGGAUUCCACUUAGUUUUCGGAGGGUUUGACUGCAUGGUGCCAUAAGUCUCUGGAACACACUCUUAACACACCACCUGACUGAAGGCCUGGUUCUCCCGCAUCCCUUCACUUCUCACCCAAGGUCCUGCAUGUCUAAUAUUUAGACAUGUUCAGCUUUGUGGAUUCAAGGACUGUUCUGCUACUUGUAGCAUCCCAAGUUGUUUUACUAUCCCUGGUCAGAUGUCAAGAGGACGACGAUCAGGCAGCUGGCUGCAUCCAGGAUGACCAGCGCUAUAACGAUAAGGAUGUGUGGAAGCCAGAGCCGUGCCGUAUCUGUGUGUGUGACAGCGGAGCGGUUCUGUGUGAUGAGAUAAUCUGCGAGGAGAUCAAAGAGUGUGCCAACCCUAUCAUCCCAUCUGGAGAGUGCUGUCCCAUCUGCCCUGCUGAUGCCAGUGCCCCCAUUGAGACGUAUGGUGCUCAGGGCCAGAAAGGAGAACCCGGAGAUAUUGCAGAUGUCGUAGGACCCAAGGGACCACUGGGCCCUAUGGGCCCCCCAGGGGAGCAGGGACCACGUGGAGCAGUUGGUGCUAAAGGUGAUAAGGGAAAUGUUGGACCUCGAGGAAGAGACGGUGAGCCUGGCACCCCUGGAAACCCUGGACCUGCCGGCCCACCUGGACCCCCAGGACUCGGAGGGAACUUUGCUGCUCAGAUGGCUGGAGGUUUUGAUGAGAAGGCUGGAGGAGCUCAGAUGGGUGUCAUGCAGGGACCCAUGGGUCCCAUGGGUCCCCGUGGUCCCCCUGGGCCCACCGGUGCUCCUGGGCCACAGGGUUUCCAGGGCGGCCCUGGAGAGCCCGGGGAGUCAGGUCCAUCUGGACCAAUGGGACCUCGUGGACCAUCAGGACCUUCUGGAAAACCAGGAAGCGAUGGCGAAUCUGGAAAGCCUGGCAAAGCUGGUGAGCGUGGACCUGCAGGGCCUCAGGGAGCUCGUGGAUUCCCUGGAACUCCUGGACUUCCUGGAAUCAAAGGACACAGAGGUCAUCCUGGUCUGGAUGGAGCUAAAGGAGAGACUGGCGCCGCAGGAGCCAAGGGUGAGGGUGGUUCUGCUGGAGAAAACGGUUCACCUGGACCCAUGGGCCCACGUGGUCUGCCCGGCGAGAGAGGUCGUCCUGGAGCUGCCGGAUCUGCUGGUGCCCGUGGAAAUGAUGGAUUGCCCGGUCCUGCUGGUCCACCUGGGCCAGUCGGUCCUGCUGGAGCUCCCGGUUUCCCAGGAUCCCCAGGAGCCAAGGGAGAAGCUGGCCCUACUGGUGCUCGAGGAGCUGAAGGACAGCAGGGACCCCGUGGAGAGGCUGGCACCCCAGGAUCUCCUGGACCUGCUGGAGCAUCCGGUAACCCCGGUACUGAUGGUAUUCCUGGAGCCAAAGGAUCCGCUGGAGCUUCUGGAAUUGCUGGUGCUCCUGGAUUCCCCGGCCCCCGCGGGCCACCUGGACCACAGGGAGCAACUGGACCUCUCGGGCCCAAAGGACAGUCUGGAGACCCCGGUCUUCCUGGAUUCAAAGGUGAAGCCGGACCCAAAGGAGAGCUUGGUCCUGUUGGUCUUCAAGGUCCCAAUGGGCCUGCUGGAGAAGAGGGAAAGAGGGGGGCGAGAGGAGAGCCCGGAGCUGCUGGACCACUUGGACCUCCAGGAGAGAGAGGAGCUCCUGGUAACCGUGGUUUCCCUGGUCAGGAUGGUCUGGCUGGAGCUAAGGGUGCUCCUGGGGACCGUGGUGUCCCUGGUGCAGGCGGGCCUAAAGGUGCUACAGGAGACCCAGGACGCACAGGAGAGUCUGGUCUUCCCGGAGCCAGAGGUCUUACCGGUCGCCCUGGAGAUGCUGGUCCUCAAGGCAAAGUUGGACCUACUGGUGCUGGUGGUGAGGACGGUCGCCCCGGCCCACCCGGCCCCCAGGGAGCACGUGGACAGCCUGGAGUGAUGGGAUUCCCAGGACCAAAGGGAGCUAAUGGUGAAGCUGGAAAGUCAGGAGAGAAGGGACUUGUGGGCCGCCCUGGUCUGAGAGGUCUGUCUGGAAAGGAUGGUGAGACUGGUUCUGCUGGACCUCCUGGCCCUUCCGGACCUGCCGGAGAGAGAGGAGAGCAAGGACAGCCUGGACCUUCUGGCUUCCAAGGUCUGCCUGGACCCUCUGGAUCCCCCGGAGAGGGUGGAAAACCUGGAGAUAUGGGUGUUCCUGGAGAAGGUGGAGCUCCUGGUGCUGCUGGACCCAGGGGAGAGCGUGGUUUCCCUGGUGAGAGGGGUGGUGGAGGACCCCAGGGUCUGCAAGGCCCCCGCGGACUUCCUGGAACAGCUGGAAGUGAUGGACCCAAGGGCGCUAUUGGACCAGCCGGUUCUGCCGGAUCCCAGGGACCCCCCGGUCUGCAGGGCAUGCCCGGAGAGAGAGGAGCCGGUGGCAUCUCAGGACCCAAGGGAGACAGAGGUGACAAUGGCCAGAAGGGACCUGAGGGAGCUCCUGGAAAGGAUGGUUCAAGAGGUUUGACCGGUCCUAUAGGUCCUCCUGGCCCAUCUGGACCCAACGGCGCCAAGGGUGAGAAUGGACCCAUCGGCCCCAGUGGUGCCCCCGGCGUUCGCGGUGCUCCUGGCGACCGCGGUGAGCUCGGUCCUCCUGGUCCCGCUGGCUUUGCUGGACCUCCUGGCUCAGAUGGUCAGCCUGGUACCAAGGGAGAGCUGGGUGAGUCCGGACAGAAGGGAGAAGGUGGUUCCCCUGGACCUCAGGGACCGUCCGGGGCUCCUGGACCUUCGGGCCCUACUGGUGUAUCUGGACCUAAAGGAGCACGUGGUGCUCAGGGAGCUCCUGGUGCGACAGGCUUCCCUGGUGCUGCUGGCAGAGUUGGAUCUCCUGGUCCUAAUGGUAACCCUGGCGCGGGUGGUCCUGCGGGUGCUGCUGGUAAAGAUGGACCCAAGGGUGUCCGUGGUGACGCCGGCCCCCCAGGGCGACAGGGCGACCCCGGGCUGCGUGGACCCGGUGGUCUUCAGGGAGAGAAGGGAGAGGCUGGAGAGGAUGGGCCUCCUGGUGCUGACGGGCCUUCAGGUCCCCAAGGUCUGGCUGGAUCUCGUGGUAUUGUGGGUCUGCCCGGUCAGCGUGGAGAGAGAGGCUUCGCUGGCCUUCCUGGACCUUCUGGAGAGCCUGGUAAACAGGGAGCAUCUGGUGGAGCUGGCGACCGUGGACCUCCUGGACCUGUCGGGCCCCCUGGACUCAGUGGACCUUCUGGCGAGCCCGGGAGAGAGGGUACACCUGGAUCAGACGGACCUCCUGGUCGGGACGGAUCGGUCGGGAUCAAGGGAGAGCGUGGAAACACAGGUCCUGCUGGCGCCCCGGGAGCUCCUGGCCCCCCUGGUGGCCCCGGAUCCGUAGGACCUCUGGGCAAGCAGGGAGACAGAGGAGAGUCUGGUGCUCAAGGACCUUCAGGACCCCCGGGAUCAGCUGGUGCUAGAGGAAUGGCUGGACCCCAAGGACCACGUGGAGACAAGGGAGAGUCUGGUGAAACCGGAGAGAGGGGACAGAAGGGACACCGUGGCUUCACCGGUCUGCAGGGUCUCCCCGGACCCCCUGGUCCCGCUGGAGAUUCUGGAACUUCCGGGCCUGCAGGACCAAGCGGCGCUAAGGGACCACCUGGACCCACUGGACCUGCUGGCAAAGAUGGAUCUAACGGACAGUCUGGCCCCAUCGGACCUCCUGGACCUCGUGGACGCUCUGGAGAAAGUGGUCCUGCUGGUCCCCCUGGUAACGCUGGACCCCCUGGUCCCCCCGGCCCACCGGGCCCCGGCAUCGACAUGUCCGCCUUCGCCGGCCUGGGCCAGACGGAGAAGUCCACCGACCCUCUGAGGUACAUGAGGGCGGACGAGGCCUCCAGCUCCCUCAGGCAGCACGACGUCGAGGUGGAUUCCACCUUGAAGUCACUCAACACCCAGAUCGAGAACCUGCGCAGUCCUGAUGGUUCCCAGAAGAAUCCUGCUCGCACCUGCAGAGACCUGAAGCUGUGUCAUCCCGAGUGGAAGAGCGAUGACUACUGGGUGGAUCCCAACCUGGGCAGCGUGAGUGACGCCAUGAAGGCAUUCUGCAACAUGGAGACCGGUGAGACCUGCGUCUAUCCCAGCAUCCCCAAAGUACCAAAGAAGAACUGGUGGACCAGCAAGAGCAAGGAGCAGAAAAGGAUCUGGUUCGGAGAAACGAUGAACGGAGGAUUCCACUUCAGCUACGCCGAGGACGGCCCCGCCGCCAACGCCGCCAGCAUCCAGCUCAACUUCUUGAGGCUUCUGUCCACCGAAGCCUCCCAGAACAUCACUUAUCACUGCAAAAACAGCAUCGCCUACAUGGACCAGGCCACAGGAAACCUGAAGAAGGGCGUGAUUCUGCAGGGCUCCAACGAAGUGGAGAUCCGUCCAGAAGGCAACAGUCGCUUCACUUACAGCGUGUUGGAGGAUGGCUGCAAGAGACAUACAGGCCGGUGGGGCAAGACCGUCAUCGAGUACAAAACACAGAAAACCUCCCGUCUGCCAAUCGUGGACAUCGCUCCUACAGAUAUCGGAGGAGAGGAUCAGGAGUUCGGAGUGGAUGUAGGCGCAGUCUGCUUCUUGUAAAGUGGAGUGUUACAAUGGCUCCCCUUCCCCCCCAAAAAAAACAAAAUGCAGGAAAAAAAAUAAACUCAACCAUGAAGCAUUACACACACUUCCAAUAAAGAAGACUGGAAAUUAAAAAAAAAAAAAAAAGAAAAUUGAUACUUUUUUUUCUCACAACGAAGUGCUCUCCAAGUUGUAGCUCCUGGAUGUUAGCACUGAAGGGCACCGGCAAUAUCUGUACACCACACCAGCAUCCUCUGUCAACCCACUUCCUGAGAUCCAGUCAUGUUUCCCGUGGCCCACUGUUGACGGGAAUGAGCCCGAGCCAUGAGGAAGAGGGACCAAGCCAACAAAGUUAUGGAGAAAACAGAAACAUGGCUCGAUGUCACUUAUUUAUUGUCUAACCUGAGUGGGCAGAGUUUAGAUAGGACUGGACGGGUUUCACUUUUGUAUGUAACACAAGCCCCCUUUCCACUACAGAACAGCCGCACAACCUCUGUCCCAGUCCUACGACACCUCCCUCCCCGCCUCCCUCUCGAUACGGCGUUUUCAAUCAGUGUAGAACGAAAAAAAAAAAAAAAGAAAUAAGAACGAUUCUCAGCCAGUAAAAUUCAUCCGGGUGAUCCAGACCCGUCCAUCACCAAAGCAAAUGCUUUUACUGUGUAUUAUAAACCCUUGGUUCUGUUGUUGUAAAAGUCUGUGUUUAUAAACAACCAGAUGGUUUUAUAUAUAUAUUUCCACAUUAUGUGUGUACAUGUGUCUAUAUGCACACCAACACUUUUUUGGAAAGUGAGGUUUACAUCUGGGAUGUGAGUUUUAAUAUCCCGUACCCCUCAACUGCCCAUCAGAAGAAGACCCAGCUCUCGUUAUAAGAUACAAAAAAAGACAAGGAGGUUAGAAAUAAUUUGAGGGGAAAUUUGUUUCGCUUUUUCCUCGCAGUCAUCCAGAUUGUUUAAAGCUACCUCACGGUGAAAAACAAACUGAAAAUGAGUUCCAAUGUGAGCUGACCAGAUAGAUCUGGGGCUGACAGCCAUCUCUGCUUUGGGUUGCUCUCUCCUCAGAAGGUGCUACGAGACCCCCCCCCCCCCCCCCCCCCUUCAGUCCGCCCUCUCCCCAACGCCCCGCCCGCGCCACCUAUCCUUAAAUCCCACUAGCUUCACACCACACACUCACACUCCACCCUGGAGCAGGGGGGCAGUCGGGGUAAGACGGGGCAGACGGGCCACUUGGAGGCUCCUCUGGACCCUGCCAGCUAAACGAGAGACUCCAAGGACAGUCGCUCCAACACCACCAGGGUGGCUUGUUUCUGUGUGUGUGAGGGCGUGUACAUUUUUUUUGAAUUUAUUUGAUGAUCUUUUUUUUUUGGAUUUAUUUUUUUUUUAUUUUAUUUUGUUGCACCUCUAAUUGAUGUAAAUUGGAAAAUAAAAGGAAAAACUAAUUCAAA